CUCUGUACCACACUACCACGGUCCGAAUCCGUAUCUCACCUCUUUCCACUUGCCGUAUCUUUUUCUUUGCUUUUUCCCCAACAUGAGCGACACCCACCGCCGAUAUAGGGGACAUAGAGCCGGAUCCUUUAGCACGACCGAUAUGAGUGAACUCGUUGAGCUCAGAGCGCGCCAAAGAACAUUUCACGGGGCCUACACCCGAUCUGCGAUGGGUAACCUUGGUUAUGCCCUGACCAUUCUUCGCCUUUUCGACCACCGAUUCUACAAAAUCGGACUUCUUUUCGCCAUCCUAGGAUGUCUUCUGUUUAUCAUCGCAUUCCUGCGGGCCCGUCAUUCACAGCAUGACUUUGCAGACCCUCAGGAAACAGAACCUCAAUCAGAAUCGUCGGAACCGGAACCGGAGGUGGAUGGGGAAAGCGUGUGCACCCGCAUCGAUGCUGAGAAUUCCAAUGUCAUGUCGAAAGUCCCUAUACAGACCGUCGGGCAGGAGAACACUCGCGUCUUUGGACGGCCGUUUAUUACGGCAGGAUGGAUAGUACUCGCGGUAUCUGGUGUUGUUGCUGCGGUGGAGAUAGGACUGCUUGUUCUUAUUCUCCAAAUAUGAGACUGUGGAUAAAGACUUAUUGCCGUUAUUUGUUUAACUGUACCAUUCACGUCUAAAAUCUUUCUUUUUCCCCAGCUUCCAGCAUGACCCUCAUAAAAUACAAAAUAUUUUAUUUGUGA
Guyanagaster necrorhizus is the source of this 723-nucleotide messenger RNA. RefSeq lists its product as uncharacterized. The transcript is spliced from 3 exons. Bases 83 to 604 code for a protein of 173 amino acids. NCBI's taxonomy places the organism in Eukaryota, Fungi, Basidiomycota, Agaricomycetes, Agaricales, Physalacriaceae. The record is from RefSeq and is a predicted model, not a curated record.